Molecule: messenger RNA, 408 nt
Organism: Nymphaea colorata (pocket water lily)
Lineage: Eukaryota; Viridiplantae; Streptophyta; Magnoliopsida; Nymphaeales; Nymphaeaceae
Product: RING-H2 finger protein ATL17-like
Exons: 1
Coding region: 1-408 (135 amino acids)
Source: RefSeq, a predicted model, not a curated record
AUGGCGACAGCUGCGACAGAAUCCGGCAAACGAACGUCGGCAGCUUGCCGGAACACACAGCGCGACGCUCAGCCGCAAAGCACCAUGUGGGUGCUGCCAAUUGUGCCCUUCCAAGCAGGAGGGGCUGCGCCCUUCGACCUCGACGAGGCACUCUCCCUCCCUUACUGCGGGGCCCCGGAGACGGAGUCAGGUCUCUCGCCGCCGCAACCGUCGCCGGAGAAGUCAGUCUCGCUCAUGCACACCGUCUGCUCCACCGGCGUCUGCGCCGUGUGCAUGGAGGAGUUUGCCGUUGGCUCGUGCGGCAAAAUGAUGCCCUGCUCGCACGUGUACCACGAGGAGUGCAUCGCCGCCUGGCUUGCCGGCGGCGGAUCGUGCCCUCUCUGCCGGUGCAGAGUCAAGCCGGAGUGA